This is a messenger RNA of Penicillium daleae, 600 nucleotides long. RefSeq names its product alpha/beta-hydrolase. The transcript is spliced from 3 exons. Bases 1 to 600 code for a protein of 199 amino acids. The record is from RefSeq and is a predicted model, not a curated record. NCBI's taxonomy places the organism in Eukaryota, Fungi, Ascomycota, Eurotiomycetes, Eurotiales, Aspergillaceae.
AUGCUUGCUAUAUGUUCUACGGCAGCUACGCAUUACACGACUGUCUAUUCUGGGGUGGAGUUUGGGAGGGCAUAUCGCGAUAGAAAUGCUGGCUUUGACCCGUGGCGAUACGAAGACGGGUCUGGAUGGGAAGUCAACCUCAACCUCAACCUCAACCUCAAAUUCGAAUUCAAGUUCAAGUUCGAGUUUGAUCUCGGCCCCAUCCAAGUCCCCCACGCCUUCUCCAAUAAUUCCGUCUCGACCGUGGUACACCUAGCAAGCCAGGACCAGCUCAGCGCGGAAGAAGCGCGCGCCUUCGCGAUAGCAGUAACAGGCCCACCGUUUGAGGCGUGGCAAGUCGACGCCGCGCUGCGGACGGAUGGGCGGGCGCGGCGGAUCAUGUUCUCGGCGUUUUUGGGCGGGAGGGGUGUUGAUCAGGUUGGUGUUGUGGAGAGGGAGACGGGGGUUUUGAUUUCUGUUGUUAAUGGGGGGGAGGAUGAGUUUGUGAAUUUGGAGUAUUUGGAUGGGAUUCGGUGGGGGAGGUUGAGGGGGGAUGUGGAUGGGUUUUGGCCUUGGUUGGAGGGGUUUUGGUGGGAGUGUGAGGGUGUGGAUGAGGGUUAG